Messenger RNA from Temnothorax curvispinosus, 676 nucleotides. RefSeq lists its product as uncharacterized. The transcript is spliced from 2 exons. The record is from RefSeq and is a predicted model, not a curated record. NCBI's taxonomy places the organism in Eukaryota, Metazoa, Arthropoda, Insecta, Hymenoptera, Formicidae. The coding region runs from base 173 to 532 and encodes 119 amino acids.
UAUCACGGGACGACGGCGACGGCGACGGCGACGGCGACGACGGCGACGAAUACAGCAUAAUAAGGUCCGGAGCAACUCGCCUCGGGAAAACGUUCCUGGGAACGGUUCACACCUUCGUCGACGGGACGGAGUCGCAGGGCAUCCUCCAGAAUCCGGCAGAAGAUACAGGAUCAUGUCAUCCGAAAUUGUAAAUAAAAGUUUAAACGAAGAAGAGAAAUUACCUCCAGAGUGCUAUCAAGAGGAUGCUCUUUAUUAUGAUGAUUAUCAAGAAGAAGAUGAAAAAGGUCCAUGUAAGACUCAUGAACAAAAACUCCAAAGGCUCGAACAAUUGGAUAAUCAAAGAUGUUGUCCGUACAAACUUAGAGAAGUGUAUCCUAACAUUGAAGUAAUAACUCGAGAAGAAUUGGAAGAACAAGCCAAACGAAUUAAACAAUUUAAAGAGCAAAUGGGGGAUGAAGGAUAUGAUAAAUUGGACAAACCUUUAAAUGAUACUGAGAAACAAGAGGAAGAAAAUAAGGAUAAAUUUAAAUAAAUUUAUUUUUUUAAUCAUUUAAGCGUCUUUGACACGUUUAAAUUAAAGAAAACACUUGAUCUUUUAAAAGAUGUUGGUUCUAGUUUUAUAGAGAAAGAAUGGAAUAUUUCAAUAAAACGAUGCCAAUUCUUCAACUAAUGUAAA